UCUAGAGCAAGGUCACGAAAGCACAGCCUAAACUGUACUACUAUUGACUAAGUCGCUUACAUUGCAUUCUCGUUAUUAUGCACGUUAUUGCGAACGUUUUCCACAUUAUACUUGGUUCGUUUGUGACAUUAUAGCAGUCUCGAUAAGUACCUUGUAUCCAUAUUACAGUACCAAAUUAAUGGUAUAUAUCACCACUUGCAUUGUGCUAUAUCAACUCAGUUUUAUAUAGUCCCGUGGAAACUCUUCAUGUACAUGUGUUCCGUAUUUUCAAGUGGGUUACGUACUGAUUGAAUAGAAAGGCUAUAGUAACUGUAAGUAGACACCUCAUUGUAAUGGAAACACAGCUACCAUCCUCCAUCCCCGGAUUGAGGGACUUUGUGAGCGACUCCGAGAGAUUCCAAGACGUCUUCGACACGGCUUUCUUACCCAAUAACGACGGCGUUACCAAACUCGAACGUUGGUUCGAAACCGACUUCGAGGAGGAGGUCGUGAUGAAGAUGAAGGAGUCUUUCUCGACCGAAAGCGAGCUGCGUUUGCUAGGGAUCGGCACAGGCAAUGGUAGACCGGAUUUAAUGAUGUUGGAGAAAUUUCUCCGCCAUUUUACAAAGAUCCACUAUACAGUGGUCGAGCCAGAUCAACCUGCAUUCAAUGACUUCAAACAAUCUGUUGAGAAGAGUUCUUCCCUCUCACGGGUUGUCUUUGACUGGCGGAACACGACCAUUGAAGAAUACUGGAAGACGUCUGAGGACUCUCCUGGGUUUGACUUCAUCAGCAUGGUCCAUACUGCAUACUAUCUAAAGGAUGUCGGAAUUACAAUGGACCGUCUGCUAGCGUCCUUGACCGAUGGGGGCGUGAGUCUUCUCGUUCACAAAUCUGGAGAGAACAAGACCUCAGAGUUCGCCCGUCAGUUACCAUGGUUGUCCAAACCUUCCCACAUGUCACCGGGACGUCUUAUUCGAGAUGCUGCUCAUCGUGCGAAUCAACGUCGACUUCGCGUCAUCCCAUUUCCAGCCGUCAUCGACGUCACGUCUGUAUUCGACGUCGGGUCCGAUGUUGGUCCUAAACUGAUGGAUUUUUUAACGCAGGGAGCCUACUUUUGCAAAACAGUUCCGGAGGACGUCUCAGAAGCGACCACGGAAAUACUGAGAUCGUUGAUAACGAAGAGCGAUGACGGAGAAAGGAGUCUGAUAAGUAAUGAUUUUGAAAUCAUAGAAAUAUGUAAAAAUGCGUCUUCGUAGGAAUGACUAAUUUGCAUGGACACUGAGUGAUCACAUUCAGGAGACAUCUACGUAUGUUACUGUUAGUAUUGUUUAUCCGUUUCUGGGUGACACUAAAAAUGUUAUAGAAUUGUGCAUUGCUGUCUAUUCUCCAUGGAAAUGCACAUUACCAUGAAAGACAAGAUAUGAGGACAAGAGAUUCUUUUUCAUCGCUAUUUUGUUUUUGUUUUAUUUCUCUGAUUGUGUUUCCUAAAUUUUCCUUAAAGUUCAUUUCGAGAAAAUUAUUUUCACGGAGUUUUAUUUAUAGGUUUUAUGUAAAAUACAUGGAGAUUUUUAACACAAUGUGUGGAUAAACUGCACUGCAGCUCCCCCUCCUUCUCUCUCUCUCACUCUCUCUCUCUCUCUUCCCCUAUCUCUCUCACUCUCUGACACCUGAAGCUCUAUAUUUCUCUCCAUCAUUCUGACUCGAAUUGCCAAUUUGUUUCCUUUUCUUUAUUAAAGCUAUAAAAUGUUAAGGUCAGCCAGCUCCUACUUGCCUGUUAUCCUUUUAAUCAUCCAUUUUAUGUGUAACUUUCCACCAUUGUAAAUAUAUCUUAUAUACAAUGUAGAUUUAACAUAGAGCUUGGGAUGAGAAAUUAAGAAAUUUUGUUCCCCCUUUUUUAUUCGGUUUAAAGUAUGUGCUGUAACAUGUAAAAAGAUCAGUUAUUUGCACAAUAAACAUCGGACAAACUAACUUUUGAUUUCAUUGCGUUGAAUUACUAAAAUUGCAUAUGAACAAUGCCUUCAUACUUCUUUUAUCGUGUAAUAACGCAAUCAAAACAACAACUCGUGAGCAACAUGAUAUACGAAUGAUAAGAAUCAACAGUAUGUGUGUUGUAACUCAAAGGUCUGGUACGGUUAAUUCUCUUUAAUUAAAGUUUUUUCGCCAACUUCCAGGAUUGUUUUCUGAAGUUCUUAACCGCCCAUUUGUUCCCAUAUACAUGUAUACAUUCAACAAAUUACAGAAUGGAAGUAUUUUCAUAUUCUAAAAGUGGUACGUGUUCGGUAUCAUCCGAAAGAUGCCAGAAAGCUCUUUUUCACUGAAGCAGUGUCUUGUGCAACAAAUAGUGUCAAUGUAACUUUACAUGAUGCUUUAAAGGUGGUUAUUGACGUGUGUGUGUGAUUUGAAUUAUAUUAAAAGAAAGUUCAAAAGAAAUCAUAGGACUAUUCUGUUAAAAGAUAUCUGGUUAAAAAGAAAGAUAUAUGACUACACGAAUACGUCACACUACUAAGAUAUUUAACGAUUGGAUUGAAUCUGCUCAGAAGCCAGGAUAGAAGUUAAUAACGUCAACACUUUGGCAUUAUAUAUGACAUUGAUAUCAUUAUUAUUACUUAUGUUUGUUUUUUCCACUUUCAAACCUCCGCAAAUCAGUGAAACCAAUUUGGAAACGAAUGAUAUUAAUAGUUAUAUUUAAAGUUAUCGUCAAAUUGGACCGGGCCUCAGUUGAUUCUUUUUAUUAGAUUUCCUGCCUUAUUUUUGUGUGGCGACUUGUUUUUCUCCUGACUGGAGAUGAUUGCUUUAAUAUCCAUGUAUGAUGCUGGAAAUGACGGCGAAGAGACACAUCAUCCACAAACUGGCAUUCCCUAGCGCAGAGGGACCUGAACAGAAAAGCAACACAAGGGAAACGUUAGAAUAAUUAGUAAACCAUAAUAGUAUUAUGUUUAAACCCCAGCAAUACCCCUCAAAUGGACUCCAAAUCGACGGAUCACGGACUGACAAAAUAUUGGCAAUCUGGAGUAUUUAAAUCUAAAUUCUUUCUCUUUUGUUUUCUUUUGUUUGGUCUAUUGUUGGUGUGAUGUUUGUCUCGUCACUGUGACAGAUGUAUAAACUUGGAACAAAAUUGACAAUAAUCGUAAAAUUGUCUUAAAUGUUACAAAGUGAAGUUUGUCAUGACAGUGUGCAGGAAAACUAUGAGUAUUAAUGAGCCCCAUGGCAUUAUAUUGUC
Strongylocentrotus purpuratus (purple sea urchin) is the source of this 3202-nucleotide messenger RNA. Its product is annotated as histamine N-methyltransferase. The record is from RefSeq and is a predicted model, not a curated record. The coding region runs from base 333 to 1238 and encodes 301 amino acids. The transcript is spliced from 5 exons. NCBI's taxonomy places the organism in Eukaryota, Metazoa, Echinodermata, Echinoidea, Camarodonta, Strongylocentrotidae.